Molecule: messenger RNA, 603 nt
Organism: Suillus paluster
Lineage: Eukaryota; Fungi; Basidiomycota; Agaricomycetes; Boletales; Suillaceae
Exons: 1
Coding region: 1-603 (200 amino acids)
Source: RefSeq, a predicted model, not a curated record
AUGACUGCGCUUCUGCGAUCUGGAGAAGACCGCACUACCCAGCCUGUGCCGCUCAGUUACGACAAGUUCACAUUUGAGUUUAACUUUAAUGAGCCCGAGAUUCUCGUUAAAUUUACUACCGUCGGGACGGAUGACGUGGUGAAGAUCAACGGACCUGCCGUGACCACUGAAUUUCUCGUCGGAGAUGACAAGGUCCAACCUACCAUCAUUCAACCUACUACUACUACUCCCCGUGACCCGGAGGGAGGGCGUUGGCUAAACAAGCGUAAGGCGGAGUUGAUUGACGACACCCUAUGGGAUAACCUUGAGAGGUCCCAUCGUCAGAACCUCCGCCAUGAUGAAGCUAUCAAAGCUCAGAAGAGCAAGAGGCAGUACCUUGAUAGCCCUCAGCCGCCCUCCUCACCCGCACCUGCCAUUCCCUGUCCUCCUAAAUCCAAUGUCAGUGGUUCCAAGGUUGGGCCUAGCCGGGCCCCAGCACAGAAGGAGACUAAUCAGACGGAUGACAUGCGCAUGGGAGGCGCUGAGGAUGAUUAUAACAACGAGGUCGCGAGGGAAGUCGGCCGCGUCAACAAGAAGGACAAGGGUGUAGUGGGUAGGAAGUAA